UGUGAACUGUCUGCCUCCGUUGCAAUCGUCUUGCUAUGACAGGAAGUACUUUCAAUGACCGUGAGAUCGAAACAGCAAUCACGACUCAAUUUAUUUCUAUUCCCCCAUGCAUUAUGGCGACUACCGUGACGUUUUUGAGCGAGUCCUAGAAGCACGACACGAUAAUUCGGGACCUUUAUCCCGUUAAUUUAUCCGCUUAGACCAGGAACAGAGUUAUAGCCCCUUAGCGUACUGCUGCAGAUGUCAUUUCAUCCAUUCAUUCUGAUUUUGGCGUGUGUUAGGCCCUCCACUUGGGAUGUCACUGCCGCGCUACCGCACCACCUCGACUAACUUUCCGACCUAUAGGCGAACAGCCUAAUAAACGUCGUUUCGAUUUAGUGCACCUCAAGGCGAAAUUGAAGGAUAUACCGAUGCUCGGUGUCCGACUGAGGAGAGCAAGAUAAUAAAAAGAACAACGCCCACGUCGGAGCGGAGUCGAAAAAUUUCCAAAGUCGAACAGCGAGAACACACCAGCGCCGAGAGCCACAGAGAACGUCCUAAUAAGUAAAGCGAAAUAUCAAAACGACAUACAUCAAUCAGGGGCGUCUAGAAGACCCACUUCCCAUUGCGAUUCGCCUGCUGUCUAUGCGAAUCACAGUCCUGUCCGCAUACAGCCGGCCAUGCCUCCUCCCACCCCCGAACAAAUUGCGCAUAUGCAAGAACACAUUGACGAAGAUCGACGACCUCUCGUGUAUGGAAUUCAUUCUGGAUUUAUGAUAAUUGGCAUCCUUUCUGUGGCAUUACGAUUUGUGUCACGCGUCAAGAUCGGCGCAAAGCUAUGCAAAGACGACUGGCUUAUUUUGGCCGCCAUGGUUUGCCUGAUCGCGCAUGCGACAUCCUGCAUGAUAACUCCUUCAUUUGGCGUGGGCAGACAUGUCCUUCUAGUGACGAACGUACACGGGAUUGUAGCAGCUAAUCUAGCGGAAGCGACAUCUUACAGCACCAAUCUGAUGUUCACCAAACUCUCGAUUUUGGCCCUAUACUACCGCAUCUUCAGUCUUACCCGAGGGUGGAUACCAACACUAUGGGCGUUUGCUGUUUUUGUCAUUGCACUUGGAAUCACGCAGCCUCUCGUAUACAUUUUCCAUUGCAUACCGAUCCAAUGGUCUUGGGAUGAGAACACACCGAACAUGAAGUGUAUAGAUUUCAGUCUAGCCAUUGCGGUACUUGGCACGAUUCAUAUUAUCACUGACUGGCUACUCCUUUUGCUCCCGAUUCCGGUGGUGUGGAGUCUUCGCCUAGGUCAACGUGCAAAGAUUAGCAUUUGUGCGUUGUUUGCCGUUGGCGGAGCGGUGUGCAUCAUUUCGAUCAUUCGCGUCCGCAAAGCGCACGAAUUGAAAGGCGUCGACCCAACAUGGAACUUCGUACCGGUUCAAUCUCUCUCCACAGUCGAGGGAAGCAUCGGCAUACUAGCGGCCUGCAUGCCAACUUGGCGUCCACUAUUCCGUUUCGUUGGCCAAGGCCUAUCUUCCUACUUCUCUCACAAUGGCUCCCGCCCCGGUGGAUCCGGUUUCCACCACUCCGGAGAGCACGAAUACGCCGCCAAAAAACUCGCACGAUCUUCUGCAUCUUCCGCACCAGCUCCGACCCGUAAUCCCUCUUCCAAGGGCCUGCAACACCACACCCAGCACCUCGGCGUUCUCCCAGGAUCGCCUCUUCCAAGCCCUAACAGCGUACACUGGAAUCGGCAUGCGAAGCGCAGCGAAAGCAAUAGCAGUGGUGAUAGCGUCGAGCACAUGCUACAAGGAAGGAUACACGAUGUUAGGGAAGUCCCGCACGAAGACGUCGAGAUGGGGAAUCUCCAUGGAAUGGGAACGGAAAGGAGCAGUGCAGAAGUGGGAUAUGGUGACAAGAUCGAGCUCAAUGCUGGAGAUGUCGCGAGGCCACAAAAUACCUUCACUGGACACCGGUAACACGGGGCUCCUACCACCCACAUCUACGCUUCUGGUCAAGGGAAAUUGCCAUCAUCUCUACUGUGAUGGAUCAGAUUAUUGAAAGCGGCCUGUGAGCUCUUUGUAUACGAUUGAACUUUCUUGUUAUAUACCCCAUAGACUUUUUUUCACCAUAUACAUGUUCAUUUUACCUUCAAAACCCAGAUUGGCUCCACCAUGAUAUAUCCAGUUCCACUUUACGUCUUCCGAUGGACGAAUAUUCUCAUUGUGAACAACUGGAAAGGUCGUAACAUGAAAUACCACGUGUCCCAAGGAUGUCUCUGGACAUUAUUCACAUGCCAUUUGCGGCUGCAUUCAGUGCAAAGGGUCCUUGUAUCCUUCAAGCUUCGCGCACUAGUGUAAUAUCAGAUCAGAAUCACGCAGCAUCCAUGAUAAUACCAAGCCCGAGUUCUCGGUCAAUCUCGUUCCAUAUUCCCGAGCCGCUAUUUGCAUAUGUUGGUUGGCAAGGACCUACCCCACACCGCGUAGAGUAUGCCUUGCCCACGUUUCCAGAUGCAAAUGUAAUGGACGCAAUCCCCAUCUUUUCUUUCCUGGGUAGAACCACAGAAAAUGGAGUCCCAAGAAUGAUCCGCAGUCCUAUGACCACACAUGACGCAC
Messenger RNA from Periconia digitata, 2588 nucleotides. The record is from the annotation of a GenBank genome assembly. Lineage: Eukaryota; Fungi; Ascomycota; Dothideomycetes; Pleosporales; Periconiaceae.